Molecule: messenger RNA, 1176 nt
Organism: Caenorhabditis briggsae
Lineage: Eukaryota; Metazoa; Nematoda; Chromadorea; Rhabditida; Rhabditidae
Exons: 3
Coding region: 1-1176 (391 amino acids)
Source: RefSeq, a predicted model, not a curated record
AUGCGGCGUUCGAAAACAGAUGAAGAACGAAGCUGGACUUCGGUGACUCGUCAUUUUUUGUGUAACGAAUGCAAGAAAUAUUUUCGUAAUAAGAGAGAAUACUAUUGGCAUACUGAGGAUUGUCUUUUCGAAGCGUUCGAGCGAGAAGUGGCGUUGAGCAGUUCUCGUGUUGUCGAAGAAGACGUUGACGACAACGAAGAAGACUGGGAUGCACAAGCAUCAACGUCUGAACCACAUCCGCUAGAACCCAAAAAAAUUCAAAAGUCUAUCAACUCUGUAAAAUUCGAAACAACGACGCCUUUAAAAAAUCCCACUUUAAUAAAACCAACGAUCUCAACGCCUUCAAAUCAUGCCCAACCUCAACGAAAUGCUGAUGAAGUUAUAGCGGGACCUCGAGGGUCAAAAGUAAUUGUUUCUGUUGAACCGCAAACGGAAAUCGCAUAUCAAUCCGACGAUGAAGAUUGCGAACCUCCUGUCUUAGUUUCACAAGUUGGUCCGACUGUUGAAAAAAAUCAAAUUGAUGAGGAGGAUGCUGAUAACAAUGAUAACGAAGUUGAAGCCGAAUCAGACUUCGAAGAUGAAUCAGCUCCAAUCCCAUACAUCCCAUCUGGAAAAGUAAUAGGAGCUUUUUCGAAUCCAGACGAUGGAACAAAACCUAAAAUGGAAUGCCCCACUUGUGGACUCGUACUAUACCGUCACAAUUUUGCUGCUCACUUUCGAAUUCAUACAGGCGAACAACCAUAUGGAUGUGAUUAUUGCGGAAAAAGGUUUCGAACAACAUCAUCACUGAAAGUACAUAAACGAGCGCAUACUGGAGAAAAGCCUUAUCCUUGUCCAAACUGUGAUUAUCGGACAAUCACAAAACGAAAUUUAGACCGGCAUAUUGUAAAUCAUCAUAUUCGGAAUGCAGUGAUAAAAGGACCAAUAAUGCGGAAAUCUCGAACAACUCCACGAUAUCACCCAGAAGGAAACAUAGAAACUAUGCCUUCUAGGAUGAAGUACGAUGCCGAGAAAGACUCGUUAUCAGCAUCCAUAGCAAACCAACGAAACGUCAGAAUCGACAGAGAGGAUCACUCUUAUCUCGCUGAAAACCCAGAGACCGAUUCUCUUUCUAGACGAAAUAUAUGUGACGAUUUAAUUGAAGAAGAUGAUGACGACGGCACCAUUUAUGAAUAG